This is a messenger RNA of Lolium perenne, 2400 nucleotides long. Its product is annotated as OVARIAN TUMOR DOMAIN-containing deubiquitinating enzyme 6. The record is from RefSeq and is a predicted model, not a curated record. Gene Ontology annotation, molecular function: K63-linked deubiquitinase activity; cysteine-type deubiquitinase activity. Gene Ontology annotation, biological process: protein deubiquitination. NCBI's taxonomy places the organism in Eukaryota, Viridiplantae, Streptophyta, Magnoliopsida, Poales, Poaceae.
GCCUCACCUACUACUGCUGCUCUUUCUCUCUCUCUCUCUCCACCCAAAAAAACCAAAUCCCCAAACCAGCGGCGCCACAAUCGCACGGCGGCGACGCGGAUCUUCUCGCCGGCUCGCCGCCCAUAAACCCUAGCGCGAGUCCCCCGCCUCCAUCCCUCACCAUCCCCCGCCGCUCGACGCGCCGGUACAGACACGAGGUAAUCCAACGGAACCCUAGGGAUUUGGCGUCGUUUCGUCGAGAUUGGCCGAAUUGGCGGCCUGUUUAGGGUUUCGGUUCGGUGGCGCGCCGUCCGGGAGUAGCCUGCGCGUGUCGAUCUCGGGGGGAGCUAGGGUUUUGGGAGGAUCUGAGGCCUCGACGUCAGUCAGCGGCGUGCGUCGCCCUGGUUCUGAUGAGAAUUGGCAGUGUGAUGCUCAGAUUGGCUGCCGGCGACGACGACGAGAGGAGCAGCGUUUGCAGCGGCGGCGGAGGCAGGUUCACCUCCCCCAAGGUCCGUACAAGGGACAAGGGCGCCCCUAUAUCCCUCUAAUUCCGGAGGGGGUGUUGCUGGUGUCGGAGCCUUCGCUGAGGAAACUGGGAGAUGACGAGGAUCUUCGUGCAGCGUGGGGCCGGUGGCUCUUCGUCCAACUCUGGCCGCUCAGGCUCACAGGCACAACAACAGCAGCAGCAGCAGCAGCAGCAGCAGAACCAGCCAGCAUCAGCUGCCCGGGAGGAGGAGCCUACACCACAGCCACAGCCAGUGGACCCUCCGGCUUCCGACGAAACAACCGAGCAUCUACCUGAGGGCGACGAGAGCAGUAGCAACAAGCCUUCGAGGCCGGCCGACCCCGUGUCCGAGAGCUCGAGCUGCGCGGAAGAGAGAUCCGAGAGGGAGAAACCUCCCAGGGAUGACUCAAAUAUGACCACCGAUCCCGCAUUCUUGGCGGAACUAUCGGGCCUCCAGUGUUCCGACCAGUCUGAGCAGGGCAGUUCAGGUCAGUCAGGCGCCGGCUCACCGCAGAUGGCUGGCGCGGCAUCGCACCCACCGCCUCCGCCAGCUCCGCCGCCGAAGCCAUCAUCGUCUGCUAAUAAUGGCUUGAGGAGAAUGGGGUCUGGAAGCUCGAACAGUGUGCGCAUUGGGUCUUCAAGAAGGCCUGUUGCUUGGCCACCGGUGGCAGCCCGGACAUCUGCUACGGGAUCCCGCCCUUCUUCGCCCAGGUCACUUGCUGACUGUGAAGGGUACAAUAGUGCGGAUGAGCAGGGUCCCUGUUACACCUCUAGCUAUGAUGAUUCGGAAAGGGAGCAUAUGUUCGAACAUGACCUAAGGCGAGUGAAAGGGUUUGAAAUAAGGAAGAUGGCUGCAGACGGAAAUUGCCUGUUCAGAGCAGUUGCCGAUCAGGUUUAUGGUGAUCCAGAAACUUAUGACAUGGCAAGGCAGAUGUGUGUUGAUUAUAUGGAAAGAGAGCGGGAUCAUUUCUCCCAGUUCAUGACUGAAGGCUUCAUGUCAUACUGCAAGAGGAAGAGAAGAGAUAAGGUAUAUGGCAAUAAUAUUGAGCUCCAGGCAUUUGCUGAGAUGUACAAUCGUCCAAUUCACAUAUAUUCCUACAGUACAGAGCCCAUUAAUAUUUUUCAUGGAAAUUAUAGCACUGAUGUUCCUCCAGUUAGGUUAAGCUACCAUCAUGGUAAUCAUUACAAUUCAGUUGUUGAUCCUCGCCGUCUGACAGUUGGGGCAGGCCUGGGAUUUAGCUCCCUUAGAGGGACCAAUAGUGUGGAUAGGGACCAAGUGAAAGCUGCAAUAAAAGCUCAGCAAGACCAGCAGAUUGAGAAUGCACUUCUGGCUGAAGGGCGGCUCUACUCUGAUCUGGAGUUGACUGAGAAGGAAAUAGAGCGGAUGGUGAUGGAGGCCUCUCGGGCUGAAUUUCUUAACCAGCAGCAGGUUAACUUCAGAGAGUCAUCAAUGUCAGCAGGGGCAGAGCCUUCUUCUUCUGCCGCAAUUAGUGGGUCGUCUGGUUCGGCUGCGGUAGGGGAUAAAGGCAGUGAGAAUUGUUUUGUACUCCCAGACACCGUGCUGACUCGCAGCAUGCAGUUGCUCCUAGCAAUGGGCUUUAGUUACAUCCAAGUGAUGGAAGCCUACAGCAUAUUCGGCGAGGACGUGGACUCGAUGAUCUGCUAUCUGGUGGAGAUGGGAGGCGCUGGAGCCUCUGCAGGUGGCAGCAAUCGCCGGAAAGGAAAGGCCGCUGAGUGAUGUGCGCACCUUUCUAUAGGGGAUAGAGAUCAUCGGGCAUAUAAAUUAUAAUACAAAUAAUGAUAGCCUUUGUGAGUUGAGAGUCUGAGACAUCGAUGUAGUGCUGCUAUGUUGGGGAUAAUAAGGAAUAAAAGGUACUCUCAGAAGUCGCUACCUUCUAUGCGAUCUGGUGUCUGAA